AGCUGUAGCUGUAUUUUCAUUGGUCAAUUCUUGUGGCGCGGUCUCUGGUCGGUUUUCGAGGAUCAAUUCUUGGUACAGUUUUGGUAGAGGACGUGGUGAAAAAGGACUAGCAGAGGAUGGUUUCGAUCCAUCGACCUCUGGGUUAUGGGCCCAGCACGCUUCCGCUGCGCCACUCUGCUCUGGAAUGCUUUAACAAAGGAUUUUGUUCAUAAACCUGAGGGGGUGUUGCAGCAUCCUCAUCACUCCUAGUUCCUGUGGCUAUGCCUGGAAUGGCUCAAGAAGGAGGCUAGACUGUUCUGGAGUGGCCAGCGAAGAGUUCAGAUCUGAAUUACAUCCCUAACCUAUGGCGAGCGCUGAAAACAACAGUUGGUGGAGGGCACCCCUAAAACAUUGAAGAAUUAGAGCAGUUAUCUUGGUCAAAGGCUGUUGACUGGGUGCCAAUAACUUUACCCAUGCCAUUUGUCAUUUUCUAAAUUAAAAUUGUAAACUUAAGUUUACAAAAAUACAAUUGGUUCUGCAGUGUUGAAAAUCCAAUAACAAGGUGUGGAGACCAAACGUUUUUUUUCUUCAAUUUCAACUUAUUAGAGAAGAAAUAGGUCAUUCUUUAAGAAAGUUGCAAGGGUGCCUAUAUAUUUGGCCACAAUUGUAUGAUUGAAUUGUUGACAACACACUAUAUUAUGCAACAUAAAUGGGUUAAACCACAUUUCAUGCCCCAUGGGGUCAAUAAUCAAUAUUCAGACUAAAGGUUGCCUUUAAAAUAAUACCUGUAAUAGUAAUAAAAUAAAACACUUUUAUUAUCUCAAAAUGUAGUCUGAACAUGUGGGAAACAUGAUGGAAAUUCAAGAAAAACAUUUUGGUGGAUAUUGCACACUAUACACCACCUGAAAACGCAUUCAUUUCAAUGUAAUUGAAUAUUCAUGUUUUGUCACACAAAAUUACCAUAUUUUUCCCAAAUUCAACAUCAGUCCUCAUUUAACAAUGCUUACCUAACUAUGAAAGCCAUUGAAGCAGACCUAAAGUAAUUUAUUUAAUAUAUAUAUUUUUAUAAGCAAAAAUGUUAUGCAAAUUGCAAUUCUAAUCCUGCUUGACUUCUCAACCGCCUGGUAGAGCUCUGUAAUUUCCAAAUUAAACAUAAAGUUGAAAAAGUUUUUAUUUUAGUUGUUCAUAAUAGGAAUUUACAGUGAAAUAACACAUUUUGUUCAACGUGUUUUUCAAGAAGUGACAGUUAAGAUGUGGCUUUGUUUUUGUACAAAAGCGCAGGUGGAUUGCCACUCUAACAGCUGUGCACGGGCUAAAAAAACAAGACCAAAACAUCUCUGCCCUCCUUUCAACCCUGCCAGCUGUCUUUCUGGUAAACAUCUUAAAUGUAUUGCAAUUUCUAAGACGCUGGAGAGUGUAACCUACAGCGAUCUAGUGUAACAGCCAGCUAGCUCCAGUCCUGCGUUUUGGGAUGGAUCUGUUGGAGCCCCCCGCGCCGAUGAAUGAUCAUGCUGCUUCUCCUCCUUCGGUGUCCAAAUCCAAGAACUGCGAUCUGUCCCCGGCUAUGAGAGCCAAGAUCGAACGGAACAGACAGCGGGCUGUGAUGCUGAGGCAAGCCCGCCUGGCCAGCAGACCAUCGGCUGGAGAGGGGGGUGGAACCUCGGCUAAAGUCGCCAAGACAGUCGACUCUGGUGGAGGGUUCUUCAUUGAUGAAGAAGAGGAGGAGCAAAGGACAAAGAAAGUGGUGCAUCAACCAGCCCCGGUGAUAGAGGCAGACUACCUGGUGUGUGAUCACUGUGACAAGUCGUUUAUGGAUUCCUACCUUAGCAACGGCUUCGAUCUGGCAGUCUGUGACAACUGCAGAGACUACGAGGUGAAACACAAGCUGAUGUCCCGUACGGCGGCAAAGCAGCUCUACCUACUGAAGGACUGUGAUCUGGACCAGAGGGAGCCAGUGCUGAGGUUUGUCCUGAGGAAGAACCCACACAACCCUCACUGGGGAGACAUCAAACUCUACCUCAAGCUGCAGGUGGAGAAGCGCUCCUUAGAGGUGUGGGGCUCCGAGGAGGCCCUGGAGGAGGCCAAGGAGUCCAGAGAGGAGAACAGGGAGGUGCAGAAGCAGAAGCGCUUCAACAAAAAGGUCAAAGAGCUGCGUUGUGCGAUGAGGAGCAGCGUGUGGACAAAGGGAACCAAUGUUCACCAGCACCAGUACUGCCCUGAGGAACUAGUGGAUGAAGAGGAGGAUCUCUACAGGAAGGUCUGUAACACCUGUGGACAUGAACUGACCUAUGAGAAGAUGUAGCCUGGUGUCCUUUAAAGUUCGUUUUUUGUGGACCACUGGUAGACACCGGACGCGUAAACUGACAUUCAAAUGACUGUUACCUUGUACUUGACACAUGCCUUGAAGCGAGGAGGCCUACCUGAAAUCAUGUCUCAGUACAUGCCAUACACAAUACAGAUAUACAUCAAUAUUUAUCUCUUACAAUCUGUUGUGUUGUGCUCAGAAGAUGGUGAUAGUUGUUAUACUAUAAAAUAUCAACUGUUAAUAUGCUUAACUUCCCUUUUCUAUAGACCAUUUGUAAAAUCAUGUAAUAUGUCAAAGGAUCUGCAUGUCUGAAAUUACUUUUGUAAUUGUAAUGAAAAAUACAUAUUUUUCCAUAAUGUGAUCACUUUUUUUGCAAUAACUUGAACAUUUAGUUGGAUUACUGUGGAUGGAUAAAGACAGGAUACAAUCCGGAGCGCGGAAGAUCCACGUUGUAGCGGUAAAUUAACUUGCGUCAUUAUUCUGAGGUUGGUGGUUCAAUCCCCAUUUGCUAUUUUUCACAAUUAAAAAUAUUUAAA
This is a messenger RNA of Coregonus clupeaformis (lake whitefish), 2820 nucleotides long. RefSeq names its product DNA repair protein complementing XP-A cells homolog. Bases 1451 to 2281 code for a protein of 276 amino acids. The record is from RefSeq and is a predicted model, not a curated record. Gene Ontology annotation, biological process: UV-damage excision repair; base-excision repair; nucleotide-excision repair, DNA damage recognition. Gene Ontology annotation, cellular component: nucleotide-excision repair factor 1 complex. The transcript is spliced from 6 exons. Gene Ontology annotation, molecular function: damaged DNA binding. Lineage: Eukaryota; Metazoa; Chordata; Actinopteri; Salmoniformes; Salmonidae.